Molecule: messenger RNA, 1267 nt
Organism: Colletotrichum godetiae
Lineage: Eukaryota; Fungi; Ascomycota; Sordariomycetes; Glomerellales; Glomerellaceae
Exons: 1
Coding region: 503-940 (145 amino acids)
Source: RefSeq, a predicted model, not a curated record
GUUCGACACAUUCCUAGUCCAGGCUCAUGACCCAUCGGCAAGUGGGUGUCGGCCGAGUACCAUCAAACUCCCAUGACCGCAAGCAACAACAGCCUACAGGGAUAAACGUGAUUCAGAGAGUUGGACGCUACGGUAGUUGACAGGGCGGCAAUCUCAUACCCAUCUCAGCCACUCCCAGCAUCAGAUUUACCUCCGCUGUCACCGUGCUUCCAAAUGCCCCAGCAACCUCCUAAGGCCUCCCGGGUUCAUAGUUCCCAGCCCAGCGUCCAAGGGAACAGUGUUGCGCGUCCAAGGCUCAAGGGGAUUCUGCAUGUGAUGAGAAGCCACCUCGCCAAGCAUCUUGGCAGCACAGGUGGACGGGGUGACUGAUGUGGCUCUACUCAGGGUCAAUCCUUUGGCUCGGGCACAGCCGGGGUCGCAGGAUUUCGGCCGACAGCUCGCCUACUGUGAGGUGCAUGCACGAACACUCGUACCUACUUCAAAUCUAGCCUUCCUGUUCAGGAUGGUGGUGCUGGCUGGGUUGGCCCGGCCUGUGGUUUCUUUCGUGCUUGCAGCUGGCGUGCUGAUCUGCCACGCUGCCUGGCUGCAUCCCAUCCCGCCCGCAUUUCCGUGUGGGUGGUGUCACCUUGGUGUGCGUCUGUGGACUUCGGUUCCGAGUGUUUGUGUGCCGUGCGUUCCAGUCGAGGCCGUUGAAGGCCGCCACGAACGGCCGGCCGGCGCGCGGGGUUGGAUCGUCGAGGAGGGUCGUCUAGGAGGGGGGAGGCGUUCAUUUGGGUGCCAGAUCUCCCAUCCAGAGACUUGCUUUUGCUUCUUCCACACCCAAGCAGUUGCCCGCCGCCAACGAGAGGUAGGGCUGAGUCAAUGCACGAUUGAUGAAAAGCUUCCUUCAUCCCAUGUUAGGUGGUCGCGAUUUGGGCCAAAACCUUGUGCGACUCUUUAGAUUCUAGGCUUGUAAUGGUAGGUUGCUUGUAGCCAGGUUGUCUAGUCUCCCACCCGGCAUAGCUUUGGCAGGGUUCUCGAGGCUCUCUGGGAGUUUCGCUGGGGGGAAAAAGUUCUUAGUCCACAGAAGCAAGAAAGAUGACGGAGGCAUCAAUUAGCCCGUUGCGCGCGGGCAGCUCCGUAAUGCUAAGUGUAGGCGCAGUGCUAACUUCUUAACGGCGUUUACAGACAGGGUACAGCAGGAUAUAGCAGGGAGAGGGCGGGUUGAUAUGAUCCGAUUUGUUACUCUUCGGAGUUUAGGGGGCGAAGUCUAUUAGAUUCAAAAGUG